AGAUGGCGGCGUCCAUACUGAGGGUGCUGAAGCAGCGAGGUUGGAGCUUUUGCGGGUUCGGGCACCGAUUUGCAAGAGAAGUGCCUCGGAGAGAGAUCAGUUUCAAACUCGAUGAGAAAACAGCCCACAGCACCUUGGAUUUGUUCGGCAAGGACACUGGUGUCAUUUACCGGAUGCUGGGGAUUGACCCCACCAAAGUUCCCCAGAACCCUGAACGCUUCAGGGACUGGGCUAUUGUACUGGGUGACACUGCCAUGUCCAGUGGCUGUCAUUACUGGGAAGUGACUGUCAAGCGAUCGCAAGAGUUCCGCAUUGGAGUGGCGGAUGUGGACAUCUCCCGGGAAGUCUGCCUCGGAAUGGACGACCAUUCCUGGGUCUUUACAUAUGCUGACCAGUGUUGGAAUGCCAUGUUUGCCAAUGAGACCACUCCCAUCAGUAUCACUGACAACCUGGAGAGAGUGGGACUGCUCUUGAACUGCAGCAGCAGCAGCACCCUUGGCCUGGUGGAUACAAACAAACAUGUGCUCAUCCACAGCAUGCCUGUGCCGUUCCAACGUCCUCUGGUGCCUGCCUUUGCCCUCUGGGAUGGUGAACUGUUAACUCAUUCAGGACUCGAUGUGCCUGAGAAGCUCAAGGAGAAACUGAACAUUUCUUAAGCCCAGCUUGUUCCCCGAGAGAGAUUUUAUUCCUGGGAGACCAGAGUACUACAUAGCAAAUGGAAACAGAUUGUGGACCAUGGAAUAGUCCUGGAAUCAAGAUCACUGAGCCUUGCCAUAUUAGGAGCCAGGAGUUUUCCCCAUCCUACCUGCUUUCUUCUUAGAAAAAGGUUGGUCAUCUUGAUUCCAGAGCAAUAUCUGCCUUACUUUGCAGUGAAGAAAAAUUUUACUCAAUGCACUCAGUGACAGGAGCACGUUCUAACUUUGACUCUGCUCCAUCAUCUUCUGUUGCACAGACUGAUUUGCUUUACAUCUGUUUUGUGGGAUUUCCUGUUCCAGAAAGUAUGCUGGGGAGAAAGUUGCCUCUUGAAAGUUGCCUUUCAACAAGCAAAUUUGUUUCUUGACAGCUAUUGUGAAUGUGCUUGAUCAAACACAGUGCUCUUUUCCCAUCUCCUCUGAUUAUGUGAGACUACCUUCCCAUCAGAAGUAUCUGCUGAUGCUUUCAAAGGUCUGAAGGCAGGAAAUUUCCAUUUCGUAGGAUGCUCUGUGUGUAAUGCAUAGCCACCAUUGCCCCCUGCUGGUUCAGUGGGAGGACAGCCAAGCCUACAUCUCAGCCCUUGGUAGUCACAAUCAUUGCUGUAUGUAUCGAUUUCAUCAGAAUUACUUAACUACCACCCGAGAAGCUCGCCUCGUUCCAUGUGAUACCCUGGCUUAGCAAGAAGCUACAACUGCAAUAUUAUGUUUAAAAUAAAGACUUAAGGACUGGGCCAAUUUAGGUCUCCUGCUGCAUAUGUCCAAACUAGGAGACUUGUGGAGGAGAAGUCUGGCGGAAAGGUGCAACUAACCACUAUCACUUGAGUAAUGAUUUUCUGAGAUCUAUCACAAUGGCAAAUCCUCUGGAGCUGUAUUUUAUAGAAUAUAGCUAAGCCACAAGGAGCUGUAAUUGAAUCCAGGAGCAGCAGUCUCAUAUGUUGUAUUGGCAGUUGUUAAACUAUCACAAUCAAUGAAGAUGAAUUCAUUUAAAGCAAUGUCUUUUCUACUUAUUUCCUAGGUUGCUUGGAUUAGCCUUUUCCAAGAACCAUCCAUGCUUUGGGAAGGGGCUCAUGUGUAAAAAUAAAGCUGCAAUG
Varanus komodoensis (Komodo dragon) is the source of this 1783-nucleotide messenger RNA. It is a transcript of the gene SPRYD4, whose product is annotated as SPRY domain containing 4. Gene Ontology annotation, molecular function: protein binding. NCBI's taxonomy places the organism in Eukaryota, Metazoa, Chordata, Lepidosauria, Squamata, Varanidae. The coding region runs from base 3 to 656 and encodes 217 amino acids. The transcript is spliced from 2 exons. The record is from RefSeq and is a predicted model, not a curated record.